CUUCCAUAAGUACGCCUCUUCCAUUUCUGUACUCGUCUUAGGCGGACGUAGUUGCAUAGUGACGAAGUCGUUUUAGUCCUUUAGUUUUUAACGAAUAUGGCUACAAAUCAAGACUGCAACAUGGAAAAUGGAGAAGAUUUCUCACAAGACAUUACUACCGAUCAAAAUAAUUUUCAACAAGAUCAAGUAAAUGGUCAAAAUGGUUCUGGAGACGCUCCAUUGGCAGAUAGCGGUAGCGCCGAUGCUCCCGGUCGUGAUGACGAUAGGAAACUAUUUGUUGGUGGUCUGAGUUGGGAAACCUCAGAUAAGGAACUUCGUGAGCACUUUGGACAAUAUGGUGAAAUUGAAAGUAUAAACGUUAAGACUGAUCCCAAUACUGGCAGAUCCAGAGGUUUUGCUUUUAUUGUUUAUAAAACAGCUGAUUCCAUUGACAAAGUAGCCAGUGCAGGAGACCAUGUCAUCAACAACAAAAAAGUAGAUCCCAAAAAAGCAAAAGCACGACAUGGCAAAAUUUUCGUAGGAGGUUUAACUUCUGAACUUAGCGAUGAUGAUAUCAAGAAUUACUUUGCUCAAUAUGGAACGAUCGUUGAGGUUGAAAUGCCUUUUGACAAGCAGAAGAAUCAAAGGAAAGGAUUCUGCUUCAUCACUUUCGACUCGGAACAAGUUGUUAAUGAACUCUUGAAGACGCCAAAACAGACGAUCAAGGAUAAAGAAGUCGAUGUAAAGAAAGCGACGCCCAAGCUCGACGGCAUGGGAAAUGUACGAGGUGGCGGUAGAAUGAUGACCCGUGGUGGAGCUGGAGGUAGGGGAAGAGGUCGUGGAAACUACAGCAACCAAAGCUGGAAUCAAAGUUACGGCCCAUACAGUGGUUAUAACCAGGGCUACAGUGGUGGUUAUGACGGCUAUGGUGGUUACGACUACUACGGUGGUGGUUACGGAGGCUAUGGUGGAUAUGACUACUCUAGCUACGGCAACUACGGAGACUAUGGAUAUGGUAAUAACUAUGAGGGAGGAUAUGGUGGAGGCGGUGGAAGAGGCGGGCGCGGAAAAGGUGGUUCUGGUGGCUAUCAGGGCGGUAAACAGAGAGGAGGCGGCGGUGGCGGUGGUAGAAACCAGAGGCAUCAACCUUACUAAGAUCGGUAGAUGAACUUGUGAUCUGUUCGAUAGUUUUCCAUGUACUGAGACAGUUGGUUUCAAGUGUGCGUGUUUGCCAGUUGGGUUCUUUUUCGUUUUCUUUUUCCGGAAAUUGAGACGGGACGUGAUGUUUGGCAAACAUUUCAAGUAUCGAGGAGGAAAUUUGAUUUUUCUACUGUUUAAUAAAUGUACAAUUUUAUUUUUUGAUAUUACAUAAAUAUUUCAGAACUAUUUAUAAAGAUUACUUGAACGCAAUUCUCCAUUUUCCCUUUGUAUUGUAGUUACGAUUUUAUUUAAAUAGUUAUUGUAAUUAAAAUGAUAGUAGUGUAAGUUAUAUGUGUCAUUGAGUGCAUGAAUGGGCAGGAGGCGACUUCUGUUUUGUAUGAACAAUAAAAAUUGAAAAGUCA
Harmonia axyridis is the source of this 1541-nucleotide messenger RNA. RefSeq names its product RNA-binding protein squid (gene sqd). The transcript has 7 exons. NCBI's taxonomy places the organism in Eukaryota, Metazoa, Arthropoda, Insecta, Coleoptera, Coccinellidae. The record is from RefSeq and is a predicted model, not a curated record. Gene Ontology annotation, molecular function: RNA binding. Gene Ontology annotation, biological process: regulation of gene expression. Gene Ontology annotation, cellular component: nucleoplasm. Bases 97 to 1134 code for a protein of 345 amino acids.